Messenger RNA from Penicillium macrosclerotiorum, 757 nucleotides. RefSeq names its product glycoside hydrolase family 131 protein. The transcript is spliced from 4 exons. Lineage: Eukaryota; Fungi; Ascomycota; Eurotiomycetes; Eurotiales; Aspergillaceae. Bases 2 to 757 code for a protein of 251 amino acids. The record is from RefSeq and is a predicted model, not a curated record.
GAUGACAAAGUAUCUGGCAUGGAUGACUACCUUUCCAGUCGCCGCGCUCUGCGGCGAUAUUUUGUGGAGUGGAAUCUUCAAUAGUUCGGCUACAGGUCUUGGUCAAAUCAAAUUGCACCAUGGCAGUGGUAUAUUCAUGGCACAGGAUCCACGGAUGAAUAUUUGGGACUUGCGGAAGAAUAUAAAAACCCUGCGGAUACUAGUGAUGCUCAAGGAUGGAACUUCAUUCUGGAAUGGCCAGACAAUGGAACGUAGUGAGCUCAUCCCUCAGACAUCUGAGGACCUGGGGAGUGGACGUCUUUUCUACCAUUUUUCUUUGAUGACCAACACGACCAACGCUCCAAAUCCUGGAUUUGAACACCAGAUUGCCUUCUUCGAGAGCCACUUCACAGAGUUGAAGUACGGUCUUCUAAGCGGCGCAUCAGCCAGUGAGGACAACACCCUCCGAUGGUGUGUUAGUGGAACGACAAAGUGGUCCGCAGACCUAGAAGCUGGAAAUUGGUAUAAUUUCGCCUAUGACAUUGACUUUGAUUCACAGACGGUCGGGCUGUGGGCAUCAAAUGGGUCAGAUCCAUUGACCUCGGUGGUAGCGGGUGUAAGCGCAACAACAUCGACGAAUUCUGCAGACUGGCACAUUGGAGAACUACGGCUAGACAAUGGAGGAACGAACGCACAGGCAGAGGACUGGUAUUGGUCUGGUAUCUUUGUGGAGAACGCACCGAUUACCACUGCGAUUGCUGGACCACUGGCGGAGUAG